Messenger RNA from Hippoglossus stenolepis (Pacific halibut), 1478 nucleotides. It is a transcript of the gene tagln, whose product is annotated as transgelin. Lineage: Eukaryota; Metazoa; Chordata; Actinopteri; Pleuronectiformes; Pleuronectidae. The coding region runs from base 196 to 810 and encodes 204 amino acids. The record is from RefSeq and is a predicted model, not a curated record. The transcript is spliced from 6 exons. Gene Ontology annotation, molecular function: protein binding.
CAGUAGGCUGUAGUGAAGUCAUUUUGCCUCAUCUGCUCCUUUUAAGCCGGCAUUUUUAAGAGGGAGGUCCCUGGGAGGCAUAUACAAACACUCGGUGAAACACCCCACACUCACCCAUAAACUGCACUAGUAGCCAGCAGAGAAGUGACCUAUUCCUUCACACAGAACAGGAAGUUGAAGUGACCUGACAUCAAGAUGGCUGCAAAGGGAGUCGGCAUGGCUAACAAAGGUCAAGCGUUUGGCAUGAGCCGACAGGUUCAGGAUAAAAUUGACAGCAAGUAUGACACUGAGCUGGAGCAGAUCCUGGUGGAGUGGAUUAGUCGUCAGUGCGGUUCUGGUGUGGCACGACCAGAGGCGGGAAAAAUGGGCUUCCAGGCCUGGCUGAAAGAUGGUUGUGUCCUGAGCGAGCUGAUUAACAGUCUGUUUACUGGAGAUAAACCUGUGAAGAAGAUCCAGGGUUCAAGCAUGGCCUUCAAACAGAUGGAGCAGAUCUCCCAGUUCCUCAAUGCUGCCGAGAAGUAUGGUGUCACCAAGACCGAUAUGUUCCAGACCGUGGACCUCUGGGAAGCUAAGGACCUGGCAGCAGUGCAGAGGACCCUGUCAGCUCUGGGCAGCUUGGCCAUUACCAAGGAUGAAGGGACAUAUAAUGGAGACCCUAACUGGUUCUUCAAGAAAGCUCAGGAGAACAAGCGAGAUUUCAGCGACGAGCAGAUAAAGGCGGGAAAAAAUGUUAUUGGCCUUCAGAUGGGAUCCAAUAAGGGAGCAAGUCAAGAGGGCAUGAGCUACGGAAGACCCCGGCAGAUCAUGUAAAUUCAAUGAGCCGCAAAAGCCCCAAAACCUCUGCAGCCCCCAACACCCUCUUAGAGCCUGUAAGCGUCUGACUGGUCCACUACAACUUCCCUUUCAUACUAAAACUGUCUCUGCUUUAGAGUUUAGUCACUUUCUAAAAAGUUCCCCCUCCUCCUGAGUUUUUACACGUACCCUGAACCCCCAGGUAGAUGAACCACAGUGCUCACCAUGCUUUGUUCCUCCCACUGCAGUUAGUUAGGCCCAAUACCACUCAAUGUUUAAAGUCUUAGAAAUUAGAAACCAGAAAAAGUUCAAAUUUGCCUUGGAGAUAAAAAUACCAAGAUGUUCAUGGAAACAGUCACAGCACUCAUAUGACAAAUAACUGACCACUGUUCCAUCUCUGAUAGAUAACAAAUGUCUGAAUUAUGGCAGCAGUUUUCUUAAACUUUUCUCUUUCUUUUGAAAUAUUGGCUCUUGAUUCUGACUCGAAGACUGAUUUGUUGUAACUAGUAACUUACAGAAGGGACAGUCUUUUCAAUUUGAGUGGUGACACCCAUGACAUAUCAGCACUCCUUCAUUUUACUUUAAAAAUAUUGUUCUAUACUUCCCACUUCCCACAAUGCAACGCCUGCUGUAUCAGCACCAAUAUUUUUGUACAUUGUCUUAUUAAAUAAUGACUUUGAAAUACA